Erigeron canadensis is the source of this 2649-nucleotide messenger RNA. RefSeq names its product receptor-like protein EIX2. Gene Ontology annotation, molecular function: protein binding. The transcript is spliced from 3 exons. The record is from RefSeq and is a predicted model, not a curated record. Bases 1 to 2649 code for a protein of 882 amino acids. Lineage: Eukaryota; Viridiplantae; Streptophyta; Magnoliopsida; Asterales; Asteraceae.
AUGGAGAGGGAGAGACAAGCACUUCUCGAGUUCAAACAUGGCCUCAUUGACAAAACAGGUUGUCUUGGUUCGUGGGCCGGUGAGGAUAGAAAGUGUUGCAGAUGGGUUGGGAUUGUUUGUGAUAACAUCACCCGUCAUGUUCAUGGCAUUCAUCUACAAAGUAGUUUUCCUUACGGGGAGUGUGACCAAACACGGCAGUUGGGAGGGAAAGUAAUUAGUUCAUCUUUGUUGCUUUCCGGAUUCAGUGAAAUCAUCCCUCCGCAAUUGGGGAAUCUUUCUCAAUUAUACGUUCUUAGUGUCAAAAGUUUUGAUGCACGCAUGAUGAAUAUGCGAUGGUUGUCAAGUCUUUGUUUGUUGCGUCACUUAGAUAUGAGCGGUGUGGACCUUAGGAAAGCAAGUGAUUGGUUUCAAGUGAUCAACACCCUUCCUUCUUUGACCGAACUACAUUUAUCAGCUUGUUCUCUUAUAGAUAUACAUCCUCAUGUUCCUGGUCUUAAUAUCACAUCCCUUGCAUUGCUCGAUCUUUCUUAUAACAAUUUCAGUAGUUUCAUGCCACCAUGGAUAUUCAGUACAACUAAUUUGGUUUGCUUGGAUAUUUCUUGGUGUAAAUUUCAUAGCCUUAUUCAUGGCAAUAUCCAUAGCUUCCGUAACUUGACUUCUCUCAAGUCGCUUCAUGUUUCUGGGAAUGUUUUCAUGAAUUCUUCAUUAGUUUUCAAAGGUUUUCUUGAGUGCAAAUCACAUAUUGGUUUCUCUUUACCAUUAGAGGAGUUAGAUCUUACUAAUAGCAAUAUUUCUGGUACAAUUCCUGAUUUCAUUGGGCAGUUAACUUCUAUUAGGAGAUUAUUACUAGAUAGAAAUAAGAUUUCUGGUCCAAUUCCACACUGGAUUGGACGAUUAUCAUCAUUGGAGCAUUUAGAGCUUUCAGAUAACCGGCUGGUAGGCAGCCUUCCUGAUGGCAUUGGUUACCUCUUGAAGUUGGAACAGUUAAUUUUUUCUAAUAACUUUUUGACGGGUAUCGUAUCAGAAGCUCACUUUGGCCGACUAGCGAGCUUGAAAUAUCUAGAUGGAAAAGGUAACAACCUAACCUUACAACCACGACUUGCUAACUGGAUUCCCCCGUUUCAAUUGCGGUACUUGGAUUUAAGUUCUUGGAGUUUAGGGCCAAACUUUCCACUCUGGUUGCAUUCACAAACACGGUUAACAGAUAUGUACAUAAGAAACACGUGCAUUUCUUCAGUCUUGCCUGUCUCAUUUUGGAAAUCAUUCCCUAAUCUCAAGAACCUAGAUAUGUCGCAUAAUCAUAUCCAGGGAACGUUGUUAGAUAUCCCUGCAACACUUGAAGUACUAGACCUAAAUUCUAACCAGUUGAGGGGGGAAUUACCUGAAUUGUCAAGUGGUUCAUAUCUAGGGAUACUGGAUCUCUCGAGUAAUUUCUUUGUGGGAUCAGUGCAUCAUUUGUUGUGUUCCUAUAGUCCGAAAAAAUAUGCAACUUUUUCAAUAAGUGCUCUUAAUUUGGGAAACAAUCGCUUGUCAGGUGUCAAGUCUGAUUGUUGGGACAAAUGGCAUGAAUUGAUUUAUUUAAACUUGGAGAAUAAUCGUUUCUCUAGUGAGAUUCCAGGAAUAUUGGGUUCUUUACGUAAGUUACGAUCACUCAAUUUGCGUGGGAACAAGCUCACGGGAAGAAUACCUGCUUCUCUAAUGAAUUUGGAACAUCUGCAUAUCCUUCAAAUUGGUAGGAAUGAACUUGUUGGAAGCAUUCCGAAAUGGUUUGGGAUUCUCUCUUCUUUGAGGCUUCUCAAUCUUAAAUCCAACAAUUUUGUCGGAAAUAUUCCUCAUGAGCUUUGUUAUGCUACAGAUAUCCAAAUAUUGGAUCUUGCUCAAAAUCAUCUAUCUGGAAAUAUUCCAAGAUGUUUCAACAACUUUAGUGUCCUUUCUGGCAAACAAUUUUACUUCAGUAAACAUAAAGAUAUUUUUUUGUUUGGUAUUGAUAAUAUAGACGUUAGCGGUAGUGAUUCAUUGGUGAUGAAAGGACGAGAAGACACAUAUAACACUAUUCUUGGACUGGUGAUGCUGGUGGACCUUUCAAGUAACAAUCUUGUUGGGCCCAUUCCAAGUGAAUUAACGGCUUUGCGGGAGUUGAAGUCUUUGAACUUAUCAAGAAAUCAGUUGACUGGAAUGAUCCCCGAGAAGAUAGGAGACAUGAAAUCACUUGAAACUCUUGAUUUAUCAAUGAACAAGCUUUCAGGGAAGCUUCCCUUGAGCCUGUCAAGCUUGACUUUCUUGGUUAGCUUCAAUGUGUCUUGGAAUCAGUUGACAGGAAGAAUUCCUUCAAGUACCCAGCUUCAAAGCUUCAACGAGUCCAGCUUCUUUGGCAACAAACUUUGUGGAGAUCCGCUCGUUGGUCGUUGUUUACCAACUGAAGUACCCAAUGUAGAAGUUCGAAAAGAAGACGACGUAUCACAUGGAGCUGCAGAUUGGGGGUUGAUUACGAGCGUUGUGGUUGGAAUAGUUGUUGGUUUCUGGGUCAUUGUGGCUCCUUUGAUGGUUAGCAGAACAUGGAGGAUUGCAUACUUUCAUUUCCUUAGUGAGCUAAGGUAUAUGGUUUACGAUAUCUUCCGUAAGUAUGUAUGGAGGCAACAUGUUAUCUAA